AUGGACGAGUUAAAGGGCUUCAAUCGGCAUCAUUUUGAUGGACUGAUCUUGAGUAAAACAAUACGCGACUUACACUCCAUCCAUACGUUCAGUGGAACCAAUGACGCAUACGAACUGCUACUCAGGGAAACGAUAGAUAACAUUGGUCUACUAUUGAAUUAUCACGAAAAGCUUUUCAAGACAGUAGAGCUUUCUUCGAGCGGCUCCCAUCAACACGUUGAUCUUGGCUCUUUGAAGUUCAUUUACUAUGUGAACAAGAGCACAGUAGGCAACGAACAACACCACGAAUCUCAGGAUUCGUCUGAUAGUAUAAUACGACCUCACUCGUUGCUAAAAUACUUAAACAAGUACCCACAUCAAUCCAGUGACAGCAUAAGCUCACAAUUGAUCGAAGUUCUAGCUGCAAAUUCCAAUAGCUCUUCAAGCUCAGGCUCAAAGUCAGGCAAGAGGCUAACCCAGUCUUAUUCAGUUGUAUUGACCAAGUUUUCUGCCUUACUUGACUUUUUCAUACGGCUCCACAGAGAGUCAGAAAAACGAUUAGUAGAGUAUCUCAAUAAGCUCUUCAAUUACGAAGCAAGAUUCUAUUCAACUUUGAACUCGAGAUUGGAUUCGGACUUGAAUAUUAACCACGAAGAUACUGUUCAGAUUGUAAAUUCUUUGGAUAAUAUAAUUGCGUCAAGUAACAACAGACAAGCCACCAAAAUUGAAAACGAUAAAGACGACAGUAUGUUCGUCAUCGAAUCGACGGGAGAUAUCCCACAUUCUAGAUUUGAGCCCCACACCAAUGAACUUGUGAAGUUUACGUCAAAUGAUCCGACUUUCAAUUCAUUAUACCAAAUAUUCUUGCAGUUGUGCUCAUUCAAAACUCAACCUGACGAAUCUUCUUUGAAUUCUACGUCGCAUGUCCACGACUACCGAGAAUAUAUUCGAAUAAUGAUAGAAACCUAUAAAAAACAAGUAGGUACGGAUUUUUUAGAGUUGAACGACUACAGUGUGAAAGAUUUGAAAUUCAACUACUUUUAUGAAAAAUUCCUCUCAAGUGAUCAAGAGGACAGCAUAUUUCCAAUUUUGUAUAAGCUGAUUACCGAUAAGGUAGCAAGAGAAGUUGAUUUGUUCCCUGAACUGGUUACAAGUAACAGGUUUAAUUCGAACUUCAAUGGCCAUGAUCAUCAGGCAGAAACCAAAUUAGAAGACUCGAACAGAUCUCAUAAUAUUGGCUCUACGUCAUAUAAACAAGAAAAUGAUAGUCGUAGCUCAAUGAUUCCCAAUGAUUCAUCGUUGUUCGCCGUCACCAGAGAAUUAUCCGCACGAGAUCAAGGUGAAUUGAUCAACGGCUUAAGGCUAGUCAUACCUCAACUACAAAACUAUUAUGAGUUUGAUCCGAUAUUUCCAGAUAUCAUGAGACAUUUUGUCAGGUUGUUGUACAAUUCAACUUCUGGAAUAUUUAUUGAUGAGACUGAAAAUUUUCAGUACGUUGGUAGUAUUCUAGGACUCUUGAAUACAGUUAUUGACUAUGAAAAUGAUGAGCUUGAUGAAAAUCACAACAUUCAAGAAACUAUUAAUGAUUUAUACAGACUUCACUUAACGUUGUCUCCUUCACAUUUUGGAGAUUUGACUACACCAGGUAGAACUCUUUUAAUGAGAUUGGCUAUUGCUGAAUUCACGAACUCUCACAAAAUAUGCUUAAAGUAUUUUACUAAGUGGAACAACAAAACUUUAGUAGUUAACCAGCUUCAAUAUUUAUUAGUGAACAGCUGGAGCGAUCAGUUAAAGAGGCUAAAGGUCGAAGAACACUUGAAGAUUUGGUACAAAAAAUAUAAAAUAAACCAGACUUUGAUGAUGGCAACGGAAAAUGACUAUAAUACAAGGCUACUUUCGAAGACUUUCACCGAUAAAUGGAUGAAAAGGACUAUAGAUAGUAGCAAUUUGGUUGUUAGAGCUUCUCGGUUUGAAUUGUUACAGAAAUGGAAGACUUGGACGAGGAGAUGGGAGCGAUUGGAUCAUUUGACAAAAGAAUCCGUAAGCUACUACGAGUCCACAAUCUUACAAAAAUACUUUGAUAAAUUGAUUGUUAUAUAUUCAAGGCGAAGACAAAUGAAUGACUUGGGUGAGGAAUUUCGUAUCUCAAGCAGUAAGAUGGUCGAUGCUAAAGUUAAAAGACUUGUGUGGAAUACGUGGUACAAAAGAAUGAAUAAAACAUUUACAAACGAUGAUGAAUCGUUGAAAAUAUCCCAAUUGAGAGAAAGGGUGUCAGAGUUGAAUAUUAUUCCUCUUAAAGCUAAGUUGGAUAGUAUAACUCCGAUUGAUCUUGUUCAAAAAUUGAGAAAGUUAGAAGGUUUAGAAAAGUAUUUUAUUUAUUCCAGAUAUUUUUCACUUUGGCGCCGUUUUAGUCAAUAUCAUCUAAAAUCCCAACAACUCAGGGUAACAAAUGAUAGCAUUCUACUUAAAUACUACCUAGUAUGUAAAUGGAAGAGGCAGUAUGACUUAAAAAAAUUAGCCGACAUUGAAGUUAAUAAAGUAAAUGAAGUAUUAUUAUUGAAUGCAUUUGAAAAUUGGAGAGAUACUACACGACUACAUUCCAAAAGCACUGAGUUUUCGGAGGGAAGGAUAACUAAGAAGUGGUUCAGAUUAUGGAGGCUAAAUUCAAAAUUAUCACAGCAUAAGCAUAAACUGGUCAUUACUAGUGAUAGUUGCUCUAAUUUUAAUAUGAAAAAUUGUUAUAAAAAAUGGCAUUUGCUAGCAGUGUUAAAACAAUAUCAAGCAGAGCGAGAGUUUACCAAGCUAAGGGGUUAUUGCAACAAAUGGCAAAUUAGGGCAUUGAAGAAUACUAGAUUAGAAAAGAUGGCAAUUGAAUACGAGACUAAAAGAAUAAUCAAUACCAAUUUUAUUGUAUGGAUGGAGAAGUAUUUGGAGAAAGAAGUAGAUCUUCGAAAUACUGCUGACGACUUUGUACAAAGAAAAUUUCUAACUAAAAUGGCGAAAAGGUUGCUAAAAAUUCGUCAAAAUCAGCAAAGAAGUAAGAAAUACCUAUCUAGCCUGUCUUACACUUUCUCCGAGAGAACCUCUUUAUUAAGUUGCUUGCGUAUUUGGCAAAAUCUUUAUGGUGAACAGUUCGAAAAGAAUAACCAAAAGAAAGUUGAAGUUUUCGUAAAGAACGUGUCAAAUAGUGGACUACUUUAUAAGUUCCUUGAAAGGUGGGCAGUGAAAUAUAAUGCAAAUCAGAGAAAGACAGAUAAAUUGAAACAGCUUUCUGAUAAGUUUCUCUGGAACUCCUUGCUAAUGCAUUCUACCUUGGGCAAAUGGAAAUUAAACACGACGAGAAAGUUGGAACAGCAAAUUGAAGCUGAUCUCUUUGAACAAAAGCUCCUUUUAAAGAAGCACCUUGUUAGAUGGUAUGAUAAAUUUAUAUACAUUCUGGAGUCUCUAGUUGAGAGAAGUGAGGAUUAUUUGAAUCAGAAAGAUAUUCAAAAGGCGAAGGAACUACUAAAUAUUUGGUCAAUGAGAUAUAUUAAAGAUAUACAGUUACAGCAAUCUCGCUGUGAAAUGUUCAUUACUCGUUGGCAAAUUUCCAAGGGAAAGGCUACACUUGACGUAUGGUUGCAUAAGGCGAGAAACAAGAAGGCAGUAGCUGAAGAUGAUGAUGGAGAAGUAGCAGAUAUGGACACACUGCUUACAAGUAAUCAGUCCCCUUUGUCGAGAAAAGUUAAUACAUCCCAGCUCAGUUAUUUAAAUACUCCUAUUAAGAAACGUGAAUACGUGGGUCGUCUUCCUUCAACUCCUAAUGCAUCAAGAGUUAGUCCAACAAAGCUUCAAGAAACAUCCGAGCGAAUCAAAUCCGAAAGAGUUGACAAACUUAUUAAACACUAUCAAAAGGCAAAAGGAGCGAGAGUCUCCCAACUAAAUUCUUCAUUCGUGAAAUUAUCACCUGAAAGAAAGGGAAGCACUUAUGCAAAUAUAGUACCGCCCCGCCCACCAAACUUCAGAAGAAGCUCAAGUAGACUACCUGAAAUGAGCAGUGACGACGAAUCAGAAUCUGUUUUCAAUCCAAAUGCAGAUGAAGAAAAAUCGACUAUAGAAACAGCAAAGCUGCUUCGGAAGAUCACUCCAAUAUUUAUACCCACAGUGGAUGAGUAUGAGGCACCAAAGUUUUCUACUGGUAGGAAAUUGAAGGAAAGGAUUCAACUUACAUCAACUCCAUCAAAAUAA
Molecule: messenger RNA, 4206 nt
Organism: Dujonia railenensis
Lineage: Eukaryota; Fungi; Ascomycota; Pichiomycetes; Serinales; Debaryomycetaceae
Source: the annotation of a GenBank genome assembly